AUGGUUCCACAGUGACCAGGUGGUGACGGUGACUUCAGAUGGGACAACGAGAAAGUGUCGCAUUCAGGGAAUUACCGAAGACAAUGGGUUGCUUGUGGUGGUGGACCAGUCUAGUAAAGAGAAGUUGGAGCUUCAGCCGGAUGGCAACUCGUUUGACAUUUUCAAGGGGUUGGUGUAUCGGAAGAUCCAGUGAUUCGCAGCCAAAGCUGUUGCAGGAUAGGCUAAUUGUACAAUACAGAAUAGGCUAAUAAGAACAGGCUAACACUAUACAAAUAUACAAUGUGUAUUGAAGCAGCCAGCUAAAAAACAGUAUUUUAAAAAUAUGCUCUUAGGCCGUUUGUGGAAUCUAGUUGCAAAUGGACUUUGUGCUUACGCGACCGCGACCACAUUAUUUUGCUACUAAAUAACAUGAAGGUUCAGGUGCUAGAAUGGAAUGCUGUUGCUUCAUGGCACUGGGACUUGAAAGUCGACGACUCGGGAGUUGCCGAUGAGCUCUGUGGUAUUUGUCGAGUGCCCUUUGAUGGGACUUGUCCCAGCUGUAAGUAUCCCGGUACUGACUGUCCGUUGAUACUAGGUGAUGGGUGUACUCAUAACUUCCAUCUCCAUUGUAUACUCAAAUGGUUGGAGCAAGAUACUUCCAAAGGACUCUGUCCUAUGUGUCGACAAGUGUUUGUCUACAAGAGGAUAAAGAAUAUGGGCACUAGUGAAGAGCUUCAUAAUCUCCAGGUGCUUAUUGAAGGCCAUAAAGCCAUGCGGGAGAGAGAGAACGAGGAGAAUGAAUUCGAUCUGUUCGAGGAUGAUGUUCGAAUGACCGACUAGUUGAUAAAGAAGACUUCUCAAUACACCCUUUUACACCACUACGACCCCCUGAUGACUUAUGACCAUAUAGUUCAAUAUAUGCCUAUUAUCCUAU
Molecule: messenger RNA, 913 nt
Organism: Yamadazyma tenuis ATCC 10573
Lineage: Eukaryota; Fungi; Ascomycota; Pichiomycetes; Serinales; Debaryomycetaceae
Gene: APC11
Product: anaphase promoting complex subunit 11
Biological process (GO): anaphase-promoting complex-dependent catabolic process; positive regulation of mitotic metaphase/anaphase transition; protein ubiquitination
Cellular component (GO): anaphase-promoting complex; nucleus
Molecular function (GO): cullin family protein binding; ubiquitin protein ligase activity; zinc ion binding
Source: RefSeq, a predicted model, not a curated record